AUGUUGAAGGAUUAUUCCAAUAAAGAAUAUUUUGCGAAGAAGGUUGUAUAUGCUUCAUGCUACAUACAUAUGGGAAAUAGGAAAGUCACGCAGCCUACUGAUGAUUGGUGUUAUUACUUUUACUAUCAGUUAGGGCAUAAAUUAUUCAAUGAAGCAAAGGGCGAUAAUGCACUUUAUACGAUAAUGAGUGAAGUGUGCCAGCAGUUGUGGAAAUCUGCUGCAGGUGAGAGUAACGAGUGUAAUAUUAUGUGUGAGAACAUAAAUAAAUUAGAAUUCCUACGAAUGAAGGAAGUGUUUGACUAUUCCAUAGAACAUGCAUUCAUAUCACUAAAGUUAGGAGAAAGUGGGAACAGCAAAUCUUGCACCGAGGCACUCUCCAAAUGCUUGAAAAAAACUCUUUCAGCUUACAAAGCUAUAGGAGCUAAAUGCACAGCAGGGAAGAACGGCUGCAACUGCAGUGGACUGGGGACGGUUUAUAGCCUUCAGUUCUGCCAGGUUCUCUGCAUGUUCCUGCACAGGAAUUUCCACACACUGGAGGACUGCAGCAUGGGGACAUUGAAUUAA
Plasmodium cynomolgi strain B is the source of this 564-nucleotide messenger RNA. RefSeq names its product KIR-like CYIR protein. Lineage: Eukaryota; Apicomplexa; Aconoidasida; Haemosporida; Plasmodiidae. The record is from RefSeq and is a predicted model, not a curated record. Bases 1 to 564 code for a protein of 187 amino acids. The transcript has 2 exons.